Messenger RNA from Notodromas monacha, 648 nucleotides. The record is from the annotation of a GenBank genome assembly. NCBI's taxonomy places the organism in Eukaryota, Metazoa, Arthropoda, Ostracoda, Podocopida, Cyprididae.
AUGAAUGUGGUGGAAGUGCCGCGUAUUUCCGCGACGCCGGAAGAAUUUGCGGAGAAUUUCGCGUGCAAAGACGAGCCAGUUGUGCUGACGAAUUUGUCGUGGGGUCCAUGCAAAGAUAUCUGGUCACCGGAAUACCUGUGUUCCAAACUGGGGUCUCGUCCCGUGAAGAUCCACCGCAGCAAACAUUCGAACCUGAGCUUCGUGCAGAAAAAUUUCUCUUACGAAACCCUGGGAUUCGAUAAUUUCGUGAAGCUUUGUGCGGGUCAAAACCAGGUCAAAGAGUAUUUUUACUUGCGGGCGUUGGGCAACGAUGCCAGAGGUCGAGACGUGGCGGAUUUCAGGAUGCACUUUCCAGCCAUUUCGGAGGAUUUCGUUGUGCCAGAAGGGAUUUAUCCAGAAGGAAGGUUAUUUUCUUCGGUGUUGAGGGUCAGUUCUGGGGACGUUCAGCUUUGGACGCAUUACGACGUCAUGGACAACAUUCUCGUUCAGGUCGUCGGCGAGAAGAGAGUUUACUUAUUCCCACCUACAGACGCAGAGUUUAUUUACCCCGUUGGUGACAAAUCUCUCGUUGAGGAUCUGGAUUUGCCAGAUUUUGACAAGUUCCCUAAGCUGGCGUCAGCCACGUGUUACAAGUGCUUUUUGAAACCU